CGUUUGGAUCAUUAUCAAGUACGUGAGCGUUAAUAGUUGUCUGGUCGAUAGUAGACCUAUGUAAUGAUGGGUCGCCGACUUUACAGGGUGGCCCACUUGAAAAGCGUCUGACCCUGGUCGGGCCGGAUGCAUAAUUCAACGGCAGCCAUGAUACUUUCAACUGAUUUCAUAGAACAUGAAGCUAGCAUGCAACCACCAAUAUAUCACUUUUUCCCUCGCCUCAGAAAUAGCCAGCCUCCACGGGCGCCUCUAAUAGACUCGACACUCCCAUCGACGGCAAUUCAACAGCCAUCGAGCAUUGUGCCGAUUGCGAUAUCAAUCCCGCAGCUGCACCAACUCACAAUUCCUGAAAUGGUCCGACGGAAGAAGCUGGUUAUAGUGAACAAAAGAAGGCUAGUGUAUGUGCGAGAAAGGAAAUCCAGAUGUGAAAGAGUGGUAUAAUGCGUCAGCUGAAUAAACAAAAGGAUCGUGCCGGUCGUUUUCAUGAGGAAGACCUUGCUACUGCUGCUGCUGCAACUUUCCAUUGCCUUUAUAUCGCUACUUGACUUAAGCUGUGUUACAAACCUAUACCACUUAGAAGGAGACUCCACAAUGACCGCGUCAGACGUCGCCGCAAAUCAUGUUUGGGUCAGCACUUGCAUCCCGUGCCUUUUCAUACGCUUCAAAGCUAAAAACUGCGAUAAGCGACGCCGCUACUUCGUUUGAAGAGGAGAGGAAGUCUUACCUUCAAGAGAAGAAGGAGCAGGAUGGAGGAGACUUUUCAGAGACAGCGGAGGAAGUCAAUUUCCCUCAAAUUGCAGCCGUGCGAAACAGUUCGUCGGCCAUUCGGGAGGUUAUAGCCCAUGCCAUACCCAUUCCAACUGUACUCGGCCAACCGAGUGAGGAUAAGAUUGACAGCGACCGCUCAGAGGGUGCAGGGAAAGGCAAAUCUUCUGAAGAAGAGAACCUUCUGCCCUGGGCGGGUGUAGCUGACGAGGGUGAGUUGAAGGCCAAAAUCCUAGCAAUAUCAUCGCACAGGGAGAAUUUCCUUGAAGAUAUACCAUCAGAAUUUGUGUUCGACCUGAACGCUUCUUAUCCUACUGCCAUGGAAAUGCUGAAAUUGGAUAGUAAACUGCAGGACAUGCGCUUUGAGCUCGUUCCAAAGAAGAUCAAAGAUGCCCAGUUUUGGCACGCUUAUUUCUACCACAUCAGUCAACUCAAACUGCAGUCAGGUUCUAAUCAAAAAGCUAUCGAUGGCACGUUUGUACCCUUACCGGAUAGUCCGCUGCCCACGAUCGUCGAUUCACCGACGAACCCUGCACCGCAGACUGUGCCUGUGCCUGAGGUAAUCCCGUCGCCUGCUCCACAGCGAUUACCGCCAGUGGAUUUGAAGAAAGAUGAAGACCUUCCUACGGCCAAGGACCUCCGAGAAGCCAUGCCACUGCCACUAAGUCUGACGGAUCCGGUGAACUCUUCAACAUUGGUAUACGAUGGAGAAGAUUUUGUUAGCGAUAUGUACGACAACGAGUGGGAUAAGACUUCGCAGGGGCAAGACGAAGAGGAUUACUAGCUGUAAUUGCUCCCCUAGCUCAUGGGUGGUGCAUACAUUACUUUUGGGAUUGUAGAUGCGCUUAAUGAUACAUCCUAGAGCUUUCGAACCGAAUUGUUUGUGCCCGCUCGUUGUGCAUAUCAUCGCAUGAACGUAUAGAAAAAGCAGGCGUCCACUUCCUCAA
Spizellomyces punctatus DAOM BR117 is the source of this 1712-nucleotide messenger RNA. RefSeq lists its product as uncharacterized. The transcript has 6 exons. Bases 620 to 1549 code for a protein of 309 amino acids. Lineage: Eukaryota; Fungi; Chytridiomycota; Chytridiomycetes; Spizellomycetales; Spizellomycetaceae. Gene Ontology annotation, cellular component: cytoplasm. The record is from RefSeq and is a predicted model, not a curated record.